Messenger RNA from Racocetra fulgida, 480 nucleotides. NCBI's taxonomy places the organism in Eukaryota, Fungi, Glomeromycota, Glomeromycetes, Diversisporales, Gigasporaceae. The record is from the annotation of a GenBank genome assembly.
AUGAGCACGAUCUAUUUAAUUUCAAUCUUAUACAAUACUAAAAUAGAUCUAGAACUUUCAAUAACGAAUAAACGAAUUCACCCAUCCAUCUGUAAAGAUUUGACGUGGACAGAAAAAUGGAUUAGUACAGGUGCUUUUGAAUCAACCAAAUACCAAGAACCAUGCGACUGGAUACUAUUUGACAUUGUAUAUACAUGGGUGAAUGGUAGUGAUGAUUAUUAUAAAAUGAUGAAAGAAACUUAUGAACAGAAAUCUAAAAUAAUGGUCCUAGAACGUUAUUAUCGCAAUUAUGAUGAGUUGCGUGGAAAGAUGCAGAUUCCCACUUGGUUAAAUACAGCUUGGAAAAAUCCCAGAACUGGAAUGAAAAGGAUUGAAAUCAUCAAACAUUCUGAUAUAUUCACCGACAUUACUGUGUUACCGACUUUUAAUUCUUUGGCAAUUGAAAGCCAAAUGAUGAACAUUCCAAAUCUUUUUGAUCAA